This is a messenger RNA of Pyricularia oryzae 70-15, 1251 nucleotides long. RefSeq lists its product as uncharacterized. The coding region runs from base 251 to 946 and encodes 231 amino acids. The transcript is spliced from 3 exons. Gene Ontology annotation, biological process: transcription by RNA polymerase II. Gene Ontology annotation, cellular component: nucleus. Gene Ontology annotation, molecular function: transcription coactivator activity. The record is from RefSeq and is a predicted model, not a curated record. Lineage: Eukaryota; Fungi; Ascomycota; Sordariomycetes; Magnaporthales; Pyriculariaceae.
CAAGGAGCUCCAAGCUGCACCUCACUCCACAGUGGGGCAGAACAGUCGAUCCUCCAUGCGUCACUCUUCCGUCGCGUAAAAGACUGCCGCGGUCGAAUUUGUGUUUUUAUUUUCCUCUUCAUUUAUCACUACUUGUAUCUACAGUUCAGUGCUACGGCAGCCCUCCAUCCGACGUAACACCGCCAUUUGGCGCAUCCUCGCAACAGAUACCGAAAACCGACUAGUCACUUUCACGACACACAUACGAAACAUGGCAGGCAAGAAGGGCGGCGGCGGCGGGGAGAACAGCAAGAAGGCUGCUGGGAACGCGCGCAAAGCCGAAGCUGCGGCGCAGAAAGCUGCAGCUGAGGACUCCCGUCGGGAGGCUAAAGAGGCAGCAGAGUGGGAUAAGGGCGCAAAGAACAACUCCAAAAAGGAAGCUGAGGCGGCAAAGAAGGCCGAGGCAGCGAGAAAGAAGGCGGAGAAGGACGCCUUACUUGCAGAGGAGGAGAAGAACACCCCCGGGAGGUCGAAUCCCAAGAAUGCCAAAUCGGCGGUCAAGAAGACGAGUGCCCCGUCACGAGGUCUCGACCUCUCUCAGCUCGACGGUGACGACAGCAAGCCGCUCUCGGCCCUCAACGCGACCGGUAUCGACAAUGCGCUCGACGCCCUGUCCCUGACGUCGUCGUCGGACGCGGCAAAGAUUGACAGGCACCCUGAGAGAAGGUUCAAGGCCGCCUACGCCGCGUUUGAGGAGAGGCGACUCAAGGAGGCCGAGGCAGACGGGAGCAUGUCAGGCCUGAGACUCAAGCAGAAGCAGGAGAAGAUCAGGAAGGAAUUUGAGAAGAGCCCAGAGAACCCCUUCAACCAGGUUACGGCCAACUACGACACUUCCAAGCAAGAGCUGAAGGAGAUUCGCGAGCGGGAGAAGGCCAAGAUCGAGGGCAGGCUGACCGAAAAGAAAUAGACCCAAGCCGACCCGUAUAUUACGGAGUAAGCUCUUGUUGCCAGGGGUUUCCUGGAUCAUUUCUUCUUUAGCCAGCACAGCAUUUUAUACCACAAGCUUUGCGUGCAUUCACUUUUUCUCUUCUUAUUUAUCAGAAGCACAAGUCAGGGGUUGGAAAAGUUAGAUGUCUUCAUCAGACGUUGGAUGUUUAUGACUGCACAAUGGUCGUUAUCCAGAACACUGUAUUUUUCUCCCUAUCGAAACUCGUUGUUUGUUUUGCUUUUGAAUCCACGACUAUAGUGAUAGAAUAGAACAUGACACUAAAU